Messenger RNA from Brettanomyces nanus, 369 nucleotides. RefSeq lists its product as uncharacterized. Gene Ontology annotation, molecular function: mRNA binding. The transcript is spliced from 2 exons. Gene Ontology annotation, biological process: mRNA export from nucleus. The record is from RefSeq and is a predicted model, not a curated record. NCBI's taxonomy places the organism in Eukaryota, Fungi, Ascomycota, Pichiomycetes, Pichiales, Pichiaceae. The coding region runs from base 1 to 369 and encodes 122 amino acids. Gene Ontology annotation, cellular component: nucleus.
AUGUUAAGAGGACAGUCUACGGGUGUUGCCACAGUUGUCUUUAAACGUGCUGGAACUGCCAGAAAGGCCGUUGCUAAGUAUAACAACGCACCUAUUGAUGGCAAGAGAAAGACUUUGAAAUUGGAGUUGGUCGUUGAUCCUCAGCAGAAAUCUUUAGCUGCUAGAAUCACUCCUAAUGUUAUUGUCAAUGCAAGCUCGCUGAGAACGAGAUUACAAUCGAAGAGAGUCACCAGAAGGGCUCCUGUCAAGCCUGUCAAAAAAGCACCUAAGAAAGUUGCCAAGGCCAAACCAAAAAAUCACAAGAAGACUGUCGCCGAGUUGGAUCAAGAGAUGGCUGAUUAUUUUGCUAACGGCCAGCAACAGCAGUAG